GCAGGUUCGUCACGCGGUUUAAUCGGAUCAUGUGACCGAUUCUGCGCGUGACCCAGAUUCGGGCUGGGGACUGACGGGACGGGAUGGAGGCGCGUGGCAGGUUCCUGCUGGCAGUCGCUGUGAGUCUUGCGGGCUGGUGGUGUUCCCUAGCAUUGGGCUGGGCCCCAGAGCAGGACCAGAGUCUCCGGGUCCCUGCUGGAUGGAGCCACGUGGGCCGGGUCGCUCCCUUGGAUGAGCUUGUGUUGACCUUUGCCCUCAGGCAACAGAAUGUGGAGCAUCUGGUGAAGCUGGUGGGAAGAGUCUCAGACCCUGAUUCACCUCAGUAUGGAAAGUACCUGUCACUGGAGGAGCUGCGCACACUUGUCCAGCCAUCUCGCCUCACGCACAACACCGUGCACAAGUGGUUGGGGGCCUAUGGCAUCAAGGGCUGCAAGACCAUUAUCACCUUGGACUUCCUAGAGUGCGUGAUGCCAGCCAGCACGGCGGAGCGUCUCCUGCCAGGAGCCCAGUUCCAUCGCUACGUGAGCGGCCAGCGCAGCGCUGUGCGCUCCCCUGUCCCCUACACCCUCCAUGAGGAGCUGGCUGAACACAUUGACUUUGUGGGUGGCCUGCACCGGUUCCCUGCGGAAAGGAAGGUGGUGACCAGAGCCUCGGGGAAGGAGGAGGUGAUGGCGCGGUAUCAGCAGAGGAGGGCAGCUUUCCAUCUGGGUGUGACGCCCUCUGUCAUCCGCAAGAGAUACAACCUGACGGACAGGGACAUCGGGGCAUUGCCCAAUAACAGCCAGGCCUGUGCCCAGUUCCUGGAGCAGUAUUUCCACCCGGCUGACCUGUUGGAGUUCAUGAAGCUCUUCGCAAGCAGCUUUGGGCACCGCUCCCGGGUCGACCAGGUGGUCGGGCACCAAGGGCUAGGCAAGGCGGGGCUGGAGGCCAGCCUGGAUGUGGAGUACAUCAUGAGCACAGGUGCCAACAUCUCCACCUGGGUCUUCAGUAAUGCAGGGAGGCAUGAGAGCCAGGAGCCCUUCCUGGCCUGGCUGCUGCUGCUCAGUAACAUGUCCUCGGUGCCCUGGGUGCACUCGGUGAGCUACGGGGAUGAUGAGGACAGCCUGUCCUGGGCCUACAUGGAGCGCCUCAACGUGGAGUUCAUGAAGGCUGCUGCGCGGGGCUUGACUGUGCUCUUUGCCUCAGGUGAUGCGGGAGCUGGCUGCAGAAAGCUUGCUGGAGGGAGCCACACUUUCCGGCCCAGCUUCCCAGCCUCCAGCCCCUAUGUGACCACGGUGGGUGGCACAGCCUUUAAGAACCCCUUCCGAGUGACUUGGGAGGUGACGGACUAUAUCAGCGGCGGGGGCUUCAGCAACAUCUUCCCUAUGCCUGACUACCAGGCUGCGGCUGUCAGGAAUUUCUUGCGCUCAGCUCCAAAGCUGCCACCCCGCUCCUACUACAACAGCAGCGGUCGUGCCUACCCCGACCUGGCUGCCCUGUCCGACAACUACUGGGUGGUGACCAACCGCAUCCCCCUGCCCUGGGUAUCUGGGACAUCGGCUUCCACCCCCGUAGUGGGGGGCAUUAUGGCCCUGAUCAACGACCGCCGUUUGCAGAAAGGUCUGCCGCCUCUGGGCUUCCUGAACCCGGCGCUCUACAAACUGCAGGAGAAGGGGCCUACUGCUGCCUUCUAUGACGUCACCCAGGGCUGCCACCUGUCAUGUCUGGAUGCAGCAGUGGAAGGGCAGGGGUUCUGUGCUGGCCCCUCCUGGGACCCUGUCUCAGGCUGGGGCACCCCCAACUUCCCACAGCUUCUGAAAGCUCUGCUCAACCCGUGAUGCCAGCAGCAGGAGGAAAGGGCUGGGGCCAGAGGGGAGUAUGCAGCAGGCAGGAC
Messenger RNA from Gopherus flavomarginatus (Mexican gopher tortoise), 1873 nucleotides. RefSeq names its product tripeptidyl peptidase 1 (gene TPP1). The transcript is spliced from 13 exons. Gene Ontology annotation, biological process: central nervous system development; proteolysis. Gene Ontology annotation, molecular function: tripeptidyl-peptidase activity; serine-type endopeptidase activity. Bases 84 to 1817 code for a protein of 577 amino acids. The record is from RefSeq and is a predicted model, not a curated record. Lineage: Eukaryota; Metazoa; Chordata; Testudines; Testudinidae.